AUGUCUUCAGUAGGACCUCAAUUACCACCUCACCUUGCGAAACGAAAACGCGAUGACGACGAACCUCCAAACUCACCUCCGCGCAAAGUCCAGGCUGCGACAGCACCAGAGAAACAGGUUCUAGGACCAGCGCUCCCACCGUCCGCAAAUCCAGAUGAAGUAGACAUUGGAGAUAGCUCAGAAGAUGAAUACGGGCUAUCAAAUCCUUCUGCGAAACUAUCGGAAACAUCCUCAGCGCCGAAAGUUGCUGGUCCAACUUUACCACCUUCAGUCGCGGGGCCUUCUCUACCUCCCACUUCCAACCCAGACGAAGUUACACUCGACAACGACAGCUCAGAAGACGACUACGGCCCAUCAAUCCCCAAGCCAACCUCCGCGCCUACCCACAAACCACCCCCCAAAAGAGUCCUAGGCCCCGCGCCCCCUCCCGCCUCCCUCUCCGAACUUCCCUCCCACCCCGCAAACGACUCCUCCUCAGACGACGAUGACUACGGGCCCGCUCUCCCCCCCGCGCCUGGCUCCCGCGAAGAAGCACAAUACCUUCACAACCUAUCCCUCGAGCGCGAAGCCCUCGCCGCGUCUUCGUCCAUGCCCAAAAAACCGCAAAGAGACGAAUGGAUGCUUCUCCCUCCUACCUCUAGCGACAACACUCGCGCCGACCCGACAAAACUAAAAAACCGCAAAUUCGCAUCCGGCAAAGGAUCACGCGCUCCGACUGAAAAGGGUGGAGGGAUAAGUACACUAUGGACUGAAACGCCCGAGGAGAAGCGAAAGAGGUUGGAAGAUGAAGUGUUAGGUCGUACAGAAGUAACGCUCAACUCUACAUCCAAGACCAAGAGUAAAGGGAAAGGAGAGAGCGCGGAGGAUAGAGCGACGGCUCAGCGGAUCGCGGCGUAUAAUGCUAAGAAUAGGGGCGAGAGUCUACUAGAGAGACGAAAGAGGGAGGGGGGUCAGAAGGAGGAAGAGGAUGAUCCGAGUCAGAGGGGUUUUGAUCGGGAGAAGGAUAUGGCGUUAGGGGGCUUGGGGCGGAUGGAGAAGAGGGAUAUGGUGCGGAAGGCGGGGGAGUUUGGGGAGAGGUUUCAAAAAGGGAGCUUUUUGUGA
Messenger RNA from Glarea lozoyensis ATCC 20868, 1101 nucleotides. RefSeq lists its product as uncharacterized. The coding region runs from base 1 to 1101 and encodes 366 amino acids. The transcript has a single exon. The record is from RefSeq and is a predicted model, not a curated record. NCBI's taxonomy places the organism in Eukaryota, Fungi, Ascomycota, Leotiomycetes, Helotiales, Helotiaceae.